AAAAGUGUACGUGGGCCUCAUCUCGCCAGUCGACACUUGUAGCUGGUAGCAUUCGGAGUGGAAAAAUGAAUGCAACCAAGGAUUACCUAUUUAGCCCGCUGGUAUAUGGGUCAACACUUUCUGCUAUUGGAAUAUACUUUCUCAGGCAGUAUAUGCAGGGUGGCCAGUUUACAAAGCAAACGGAUGAGACUGGCAGAGUUGUGAUUGUGACCGGCUGUAACCAGGGAAUUGGCAAGGAGACCGUGCUGGAAUUGGCUCGCAGGGGAGCCACCAUAUAUAUGGCCUGUCGCGAUAUGAGAAAGUGCCAGCAGGCACGUCAGGAGAUCAUCAGGGCGACUAACAAUCACAAUGUUUUCGCGCGUGAACUGGAUCUGUGCUCCAUGAAGUCCAUAAGGAACUUCGCAGAUGGCUUCAAGCAAGAGCAAAAUAAACUUCACAUUCUUAUCAAUAACGCCGGCAUUAUGGACUGCCCCAAGAUGCUGACGGAGGAUGGUUUCGAAAUGCAAAUAGGUGUGAAUCACAUGGGUCACUUCCUGCUCACUCUUUUGCUCCUCGAUGUCCUGAAGAGUUCCGCCCCCAGUCGAAUUGUGGUCCUAUCCAGCAUUGCUCACCGAUUCGGUAGAAUUAAUCGAGAUGAUCUGAACAGCGAAAAGUCCUACGAUCGAAAGAUGGCUUAUUGUCAGAGCAAAUUGGCCAACAUCCUUUUCACCAGGGAGUUGUCAAAACGUCUGGAGGAAACUGGAGUCACGGUGAAUGCCUUACAUCCUGGUGUAGUGAACACGGAGCUUUUUCGAAAUACCCCAUUCUUGGGAUCGAAGAUUGGAAAAAUCGUAAUUGCACCUUUCAUUUGGAUUUUUAUAAAGACUGCCAGAAACGGAGCCCAGACGUCACUGUAUGCAGCUCUGGAUCCCAGUUUGGAAAACGUCUCAGGAAAAUAUUUCAGUGAUUGCAAGCCAAAGCAUGUUGGGUCUGCCGCCCAAUAUGAUGAUGAUGCCGAAUUUCUGUGGGCGGAGAGUGAGAAGUGGACGAACAUUAGUAUUUGACCGAACAAAUGAUGGCUUUAACUUUUGACCCUAAAUGAAAUUACAAUUUUUUUAAGAGGCAUAUACAUAUACCAUGAGUUUAAAGUCCUCUGCAGUUUUUAGCACCAACCUUAAACAUUGUUAAACCUAUUUUAGGAGGAUAUGUUUUCUUUUUUUGAUGGUUUUUUGUAACGCACGUGUUAUAAAUUUAUUAAGUACAAUUUUAAAUCAUUUGCUAUACUCAACAUGUAAACUAUAAUUUGUAAUAAAUUACAUUUAAAUAUAA
Drosophila subpulchrella is the source of this 1308-nucleotide messenger RNA. RefSeq names its product retinol dehydrogenase 13. Lineage: Eukaryota; Metazoa; Arthropoda; Insecta; Diptera; Drosophilidae. The record is from RefSeq and is a predicted model, not a curated record. The transcript is spliced from 4 exons. Bases 66 to 1043 code for a protein of 325 amino acids.